AUGGCGACAGCAACGAGGCAUUGCGACUUUUUGGUAAUUGGAGGUGGCAGUGGAGGUCUUGCCUCCGCUAGGAGAGCAAGUGGACGGUACGGUGCAAAGGUUAUUGUAGUAGAGGCAAAGCGAUUAGGGGGAACUUGUGUCAACGUGGGAUGUAUACCGAAGAAGAUCACCUGGAACGCGGCCAACCUGGCACAAGGUUUACGCGACGCCAAAUCCUAUGGUUUCUCUGUCGAACAGAGGGCACCUUUCGAUUGGACGAGCUUCAAAAACAAACGAGAUGCAAUUAUCAAGAAACUGAACGAUAUACACAAGCACAACCUUGAGAAGGACAGCGUCGAAUAUAUUCACGGCCGAGCACGCCUUGUAGGCAAGAACGAGUCCAUGAUAAAGCUUCACGAUGGCACCGAGAUAAAGGUCAACGCAAAGAAAAUCUUGAUCGCGACUGGUGGACACCCUACAGUACCUCGAGGCAUUCCCGGAGCCGAAUAUGGUAUUAAUAGCGAUAGAUUCUUUGAGCUGGAUCAUCAACCUAAAAAGGUAGCCCUGGUGGGAGCUGGUUAUAUUGCUGUGGAGUUUGCAGGAAUGCUUAAUGCUUUAGGCACAGAGACGCAUCUUUUCAUUAGGCAUGAUAAGUUUCUACGAACCUUUGAUGAGAUGAUUCAGGACGAAAUUCUCUCAGAGUACGAGCGUGUUGGCAUACACAUUCAUAAAAACAGCAAGAUCGAGAGGAUUACAAAGACAGGGAAGCUUACUCUACACUAUUCUGAUUCAACUGGUCAGGGCAAGCUCGAGGACAUGGAUACUCUAAUUUGGGCCGUGGGCCGAACACCAGAAGUGGAGGGUCUCGGUCUGGAUAUCGUGGGUAUCAAGCAGAAUGAUAGGGGUCAGAUCAUCACAGACGAGUACCAGAACACUAACGUGGAGAAUAUCUAUUCCCUUGGCGAUGUAGUCGGCAAAAUCGAGCUUACUCCAGUCGCAAUCGCUGCGGGCCGCAAGCUUGGCGAUCGCCUCUUCGGCGGUGAACAAUUCCGCAACAGCAAGCUAGACUACAACCUCAUUCCCUCCGUGGUUUUUGCGCAUCCUGAAGUCGGCACCAUUGGCCUCACGCAAGAAGAGGCUGAGAAGAAAUAUGGGAGGGAUAACAUCAAGAUCUAUAAGACCUCCUUCACGGCGACCUAUUAUACCAUAAUGGAGGAUAAAGGGCCGUCCAGAUACAAGCUUAUUUGCCAGGGGAAGGACGAGAGGGUCGUGGGAUUGCAUAUUUUUGGCUUGGGGAGUGGGGAGAUAUUGCAAGGGUUUGGGGUAGCGAUUAAGAUGGGGGCCACGAAGAAGGAUUUUGAUAGUUGCGUUGCGAUUCAUCCGACAAGUGCAGAGGAGCUGGUUACCCUCAACUAG
This is a messenger RNA of Fusarium proliferatum ET1, 1395 nucleotides long. RefSeq names its product putative glutathione reductase (NADPH). The record is from RefSeq and is a predicted model, not a curated record. Gene Ontology annotation, biological process: cell redox homeostasis; cellular response to oxidative stress; glutathione metabolic process. The transcript is spliced from 2 exons. The coding region runs from base 1 to 1395 and encodes 464 amino acids. Lineage: Eukaryota; Fungi; Ascomycota; Sordariomycetes; Hypocreales; Nectriaceae. Gene Ontology annotation, cellular component: mitochondrion; cytosol. Gene Ontology annotation, molecular function: glutathione-disulfide reductase (NADPH) activity; NADP binding; flavin adenine dinucleotide binding.